Rhodamnia argentea is the source of this 1539-nucleotide messenger RNA. RefSeq lists its product as uncharacterized. The coding region runs from base 1 to 1539 and encodes 512 amino acids. NCBI's taxonomy places the organism in Eukaryota, Viridiplantae, Streptophyta, Magnoliopsida, Myrtales, Myrtaceae. The transcript is spliced from 2 exons. The record is from RefSeq and is a predicted model, not a curated record.
AUGAGUCAGUUAGUAGAGCAAUUCCUGAAGCUGAAGCCAGCUCGGUUUGAUGGUGCUGGAGAUCCGGAGAUGGCACCUCGAUGGAUCGAGAAGUUAGAAAAAGCUUUCGAAGUUUUGGGGUGCAUAGAUGAGGAAAAGGUGAUCUUAGUGGCUUACCAACUAGAAUGUACUGCCGAUGAUUGGUGGAAAGCCACCAGAGGAGGAGUUUUCCCUGAAGGUACUACCCUUAAUUGGACUACCUUCAUUGCGGCUUUUUUCGAGAAGUAUUUCUCGGAGACUGCUCAGGAGCGGAAGCUGGUAGAAUUUCAACGGCUUCAUCGGAACCAACCGAUGAUCGACCAAUAUGAAGCGGAGUUCGCUAGGUUGUUAAGGUACGCGCCGAGGAUGGUGGAGAAUCCGAUAAAUAAGGCAAGGAGGUUUCAAGAUGGAUUGAGGCCUGACCUUCGCAGCCGGAUGAUAGCUUUGAACUUGAGGACCUAUAAUGAGAUGUAUGAACGAGGUCAGAUGAUCGAGAGAGACAUGAAGGAAAGGGCUGCCGCAUCCGGAUUGCGGUUUACCCCGGUUAGGGACAAUCGUCAAUUUGGCAAGAGGCAAAUGGGAAGCAAUAGAUGUUUUGUCCCUCCAGUUAGGAAAAAUAUUGGAAGGCCCGCCCAUCAGUCCAACUGGAAUUGCCACUUAUGUGGAAGGAGGCAUGGAAGCGGGCCUUGCCCGAGUCAGACGGACGCGUGCUUUAAGUGUGGCCGACUAGGCCAUCAGGCGAGGAACUACCCGAUUCAAGCUCCAGGCCUCCGUUUCAAGGGCAACGACCCUAGUAUGGACCGCCAGCGGGAGCUGCUCUGCAGAAUAACCCGAAUAGGCCGCCAGCUUAAGGACGAGUCUAUGCUGUGGCACGUAAGCGGGCGGAAAAUGCGCCCGGCAUGGUCACAGGUACGAGGAUGCCAAGCUUACCUGGCUGCAGUGGUGGACCCGAUAAUCGAAGAGACGAAGUUGGAAGAUAUAGCAGUGGUGCGCGAAUUUCCCGAUGUCUUUCCCCAGGAAUUGCCGAGAUUACCACUAGAAAGAGAAAUAGAGUUCGUAAUCGAGUUAGCUCCUGGAACGGAACCGAUCUCGAAAGCACCAUAUCGGAUGUCCUUGUCGGAAUUGAAGGAGCUGAAGGUUCAGAUGGAAGAGUUAGUGGACAAAGGCUUCACUCGUCCAAGUGCGUCUCCGUGGGGAGCGCCGGUAUUAUUUGUAAGAAAGAAGGACGGGUCUAUGCGUUUGUGCAUUGACUACAAGCAACUGAACCAGGUCACCGUUAAGAACAAGUAUCCGUUGCCGAGGAUAGACGACUUGUUCGAUCAGCUGCGAGGGGCAACCGUAUUCUCCAAGAUAAACCUAAGGACAGGUUAUAACCAGUCGAGAAUUAAGAAAGAGGAUAUACCAAAGUCUGCCUUUCGGAUAAGAUACGGGCAUUACGAGUUUACAAUCAUACCAUUUGGAUUAACGAACACCCCAGCUGCUUUUAUGGAUCCGAUGCACCGAGUAUUCAAAGUGUAUUAG